AUGAAGACCUUCGUGCUUCUUGGCUUUUUGUGUAUCAUUUUUAUUGACACCCAUGCCCAGUUAACCGAUGCUGGAAAAACUGCCAUCGUCAAUGCUCACAACAAACUUCGUUCUACACUUGCCCAAGGAAAAUACAAUAUCAGUGGAGACAUUCGACGCGCCGCUACUAACAUGAAAAUGAUAGGCUGGAAUGACGAUUUGGCUAGGGACGCGUACAGAUCGAUUUACCAAUGCCCGGCUAACAUUGGUAGGCCCAACCCCGCGGAGACUGGAGCCAAUAUUCGUGUCGUUGAUGCAGUGGGUACUCAGGGGCCUGAUGAAUAUGCCAAAGAAGCGGUGGCGUUCUGGGAAAAACAAUUCCAAGACAAAGGAUGGCCAGUGAAUAACACCGUCGCGAAUCUGGCCUCCCAAGGACUCGCCGAAGCCACCCAGAUGGCAUUUUCGUUGACUGGAGCAAUGGGAUGUGGUGUACAAAAAUGUGGUUCAAAAGUUGCUACAGUUUGCUAUUAUAAGUUUCCGUUGAAGAACGAUUACCUAAUCUAUGAAAUGGGAACAGUGUGCUCCAGCUGUCCGGAUUUCCAUGUUUGCAAUCAGCCUACAGGACUUUGUACGUAUCAGCAAGUUGGGAAAUAA
Caenorhabditis briggsae is the source of this 633-nucleotide messenger RNA. Bases 1 to 633 code for a protein of 210 amino acids. The transcript has 4 exons. NCBI's taxonomy places the organism in Eukaryota, Metazoa, Nematoda, Chromadorea, Rhabditida, Rhabditidae. The record is from RefSeq and is a predicted model, not a curated record.